UUUUUUUAUUUUGCACUCAGAUACUUAUAAAAUUACAAAAAGAUUAUAUUUUUUUGUGUCUCCUCUUUAUAUAAAAGCUAGCUGCAGUCUAAUGAUCACAGUGUUCAGCUGACCACGGGAAAUCACACCUUCACAAUGAAAUUCCUGAUCCUUGCAGUAUGCGCUGUGAGCGCGGUGCUAGCCAACCAGCCCAGCACCGGCCAUUCAGGUCUGUACCACGGAGCGGAGCACGCGGCCAAAGCCACUCUAUUUGCCCCGGUAGCUGCUGGCCAGUACAUCGCUGACAACGCUCAGCAAUCCGCCCGCCAUGUCAGAAACACGCCGACACCCACUGGCGUUUUCAACGGAGCAUCGCACGCUGCUGGUGCCACUUUAUUUGCUCCGGUAGCAGCAGGAAAAUACAUCGCUAACAAUGCUCAGGAAUCCGCCCGUCACGUCAGAAACACGCCAACACCCACUGGUGUUUUCAACGGAGCAGCGCACGCGGCCAAAGCUACUGUAUUGGCCCCGGUUGCCGCUGGACAGUACAUCGCCGACAAUGCUCAACAGUCUGCUCGCCAUGUUAGGAACACGCCGACACCCACUGGUGCUUUCAACGGCGCGGCGCACGCUGCUGGUGCCACAUUAUUUGCCCCGGUAGCGGCCGGAAAAUACAUCGCUGACAACGCUCAGCAUUCUGCCCGUCACGUCAGGAACACGCCAACACCCACUGGGGUUUUCAACGGGGCAGCCCACGCGGCCAAAGCCACUGCAUACGCCCCGGUUGCCGCUGGACAGUACGUCGCCGGCAACGCUCACCACGCCGCCGCCACCGCCGCCGGCCGCUCCGUGAGGCAGGUGUCGCCAGGGGAGGCACAGAUUGUGCGAUCCGAGUUCGAUGCGGCUGCUGAUGGAUACAACUACUCAUAUGAAACUGGCAACGGUAUUGUGGCUGAAGCUUCCGGGGCACUGAAGAAGGUCGAUGACUUGUCAGCUGUGGUGGUGCAAGGAUCGUACAAGUACACAUCCCCUGAUGGCACUCCCGUGCUGGUGACUUACACAGCUGAUGAAAAUGGUUACCAGCCCCAGAGUGACCUCCUGCCCGUCGGACCCGAGGUGCCUGUGGCCAUCGCCCGCGCCCUGGAGUACCUCAAGACUCAUCCCCAACAAGUUGAGCCCACCAAGAAAUACUAAACGUAGUCUAUCUAGAUGAUGCGGCGAUCGAUACCGGAGUAAUGCAUUUACGAAUAACGAAUGUACAAAUCAAACAUGCAAGAAUGAUAAUAAAUUGAUUAGAUUUUUUAUAAAAA
Messenger RNA from Plutella xylostella (diamondback moth), 1289 nucleotides. RefSeq lists its product as uncharacterized. The record is from RefSeq and is a predicted model, not a curated record. Gene Ontology annotation, molecular function: structural constituent of chitin-based larval cuticle. Lineage: Eukaryota; Metazoa; Arthropoda; Insecta; Lepidoptera; Plutellidae. Gene Ontology annotation, cellular component: chitin-based extracellular matrix.